Messenger RNA from Salvelinus fontinalis (brook trout), 5367 nucleotides. RefSeq names its product contactin-5-like. The transcript has 25 exons. The record is from RefSeq and is a predicted model, not a curated record. Gene Ontology annotation, molecular function: protein binding. The coding region runs from base 735 to 4034 and encodes 1099 amino acids. Gene Ontology annotation, cellular component: plasma membrane; axon. Gene Ontology annotation, biological process: axon guidance; cell-cell adhesion. Lineage: Eukaryota; Metazoa; Chordata; Actinopteri; Salmoniformes; Salmonidae.
GGUGUAAAUGAUUAGAAGCGCUAGGAGUGGGUUGGGAGCUCUGCUCUUCUAGCUCUAGAAAGAUGCAGAACGCGAUUGCAGAAAAGAAGCUGCUGAGUCAAACAGGCCACCUGACGCGCGGACUCAACCGCUGAAUCACCGCUGUGUUAAUCCCUUUCAGACCGCAUUCCGUGACGGACUGAACGGUUCCCGAAGUGGAGGCGAAGGUAAACUCCUCCGGAAAGCAACGGACAGUUUUGAAAUUGGCAAGAGAACGAAGGGCGCGAAGGAUAUUCACGCCGUCGUCUCAUUCUGUAGAUAGACGGAGGAGAGAAAAGGAGCCCUUUGGAAUCAAGCUCCUCUCUCUGCCAUUCCGUGGUUCGGGGGGCGACAGAGACUGGUUGGUUACGGGUAGAUUCUCUGACACUGGGAGUGAAAACAACGUGACACUACGAAGGAACAACCUGCCCGUUCCCUGCUUUUAGCCGCCCAUCCCUCCCCCUGGGUCAUCGAUGGCCAGACAGCGUAUACGGUGAGACGCCUCCUGAGGGUUCGACCACGGGGCAGCGGUUUCCAGUACCUGGUUGAUUGGGAGGGUUUUGGCCCGGAGGAGAGGUGCUGGGUCCCUGCUAAAGACAUCCUGGACCCGGCACUCAUCGCCUAUUUUCACCGUCGACAUCCCGGUCAGCCAGGUACAGCUUUAAUGAGGAGUCAGACCUAACAACACUGCUGAAGGGGGGCCCACAUGAACAAGUAUGGGGUCGCCAUGGAAACCGCUUCUCCUGCUGUCCGUCAUCAGUGGCCUUUCAGAUUUUUUCACAACUGUAGCAUGGAGGCAAGUGUCAUACGCAGCAGUGUUGAGAAUGAAACCGGACAGCUCGUCACUGCUAAGUUCACGGCCACAGCUUCGACACAGACAUGACCACGGUGAAGGGAUGUUGACUCCUGACUGGCCAGCAUCGUUCUCCAACCAUCACCUGUCUGCCCUCAGUCUGCUCAGCUCCCAGGAGGAAUACAGUAGCCAAGAGAGUGAAGAGUUUGGGCCAGUGUUUGUCCAGGAACCAGAUGACGCCAUCUUUCCGUUGCACUCUGAGGAGAAGAAAGUGAUGAUGAGCUGUGAAGCCAGAGGCAACCCUGUACCUGCAUACAGUUGGUUUAUCAAUGGAACAGAAGUGGAUAUUGAGGCAGUUCACCGUUACAGCUUGAUCGACGGCAACUUGAUAAUAACCAACGCCAGUGAGACGGCAGACUAUGGGAGAUACCAGUGUAAGGCAGAGAACAACUACGGGACGGUCCUGAGUCGGGAUGCACUGCUACAGUUUACCUAUCUGGGGGCUUUCAGUGGGAGGACGAGAGGAGGCGUGUCUGUAAGGGAAGGACAAGGAGUGGUGCUCAUGUGUACUCCACCCCCUCAUUCACCAGAGAUUAUCUACACCUGGGUUUUCAACGAGUUCCCGUCAUUUGUUGCCGAGGACAGCCGGCGGUUCAUCUCCCAGGUAACGGGCAACCUGUAUGUCUCCAAGGUGCAGCCUAGCGACGUGGGCAGCUACAUCUGUCUGGUGAAGAACACGGUGACCAACGCCAGGGUCCUCAGCCCGCCCACGCCACUCACACUCAGAACAGAUGGUAUAAUGGGAGAAUAUGAGCCUAAAAUCGAGGUGCAUUUCCCCCAAUCUGUCCUGGCUGCCAAAGGAGUCACAGUGAGUCUGGAGUGUUUCGCCCUGGGGAAUCCCGUCCCAACCAUAACGUGGAGGAAGAUGAACGGUAACAUCCCUAAGAAGGCUCGUCUGAGGAAGUCCCAGGCUGUUCUGGAGAUCCCCAAUGUCCAGCUGGAGGACUCGGGGACCUACGAGUGUAAAGCAGAGAACCCCAGAGGAGGAACAGCCUUUAAGGGACACCUCCAGGUCUACACCUUCCCCCAGUGGAUCAGCACGAUAAACGACAGCCAGUUGGACAGUGGAGAUCAGCUGCACUGGGAGUGCAAGGCCACAGGGAAGCCUAGACCCACCUACCGCUGGCUCCGCAAUGGAGAGCCGUUCACACCACAGAGCAGGGUGGAGAUGGGGAAUGGCGAGCUCAUCAUCCAGAAGGUCCAGCAGGCUGACUCUGGGAUGUACCAGUGUGUCGCUGAGAACAAAUACGGAGCCAUCUACUGCAGCGCAGAACUCAAGAUCUUAGCGUCGCCACCAGUCUUCAGACCUAACCCUGUCCAUCUGACCGCCACGUUGGGGAAGGACGUGUUGUUGGAGUGUAAACCCAGAGCAUCUCCCAAGCCUAGAGUAACAUGGAGGAGAGGAGACAGACGCAUUCAGACCAGCAGAAGGAUAAUGUUAUUACGAAAUAACACUCUGAGGAUCAUCAACUCCAGCCGCUCUGACGAGGGGGACUACGUCUGUCGGGCUGAGAAUCAGUUUGGCUCGGCUGAGAUGACGGCCAUGCUCCGGGUAAAAGAUGCCAUGCGUGUGGAAUUGAGCCCCAGCAACGUGGAGGUGACGGUGGGGGAGAGCGUGGUGCUCAGCUGUAAGGUGUCACAUGACCCAUCUCUGGAAGUGGUCUUCCAGUGGCUCCUCAACCAGCAGCCCCUCAACUUCCAACAGGAGGGUGGACAUUUUGAAUACAUCCAAAGACAGUCCUCCACGGUGGACCUGAUGAUCAGAAGCAUCUUACUGCAGCAUGCUGGGAAAUACAGCUGCCGGGCCCAGACCAGCGCCGACACGGUGUUUGCUGAGGCUGAAGUCCUUGUCAGAGGCCCCCCAGGACCCCCUGGUGUGGUGAUAGUAGAAGAGAUCAUGGCCACUACAGCCACCCUGUCAUGGAGUGGAGGGGUGGACAACCACAGCCCCAUCAGCAGCUACAAUCUCCAGGCCCGGAGCCCCUUUUCCCUGGGCUGGCAGACCCUCAGGACAGACCCAGAGCCAGUGACAGGGGACAUGGAGUCAGCCAUGGCUGUGGACCUGAACCCCUGGGUGGACUAUGAGUUCAGGGUGGUGGCCAGUAAUGCUAUCGGGACAGGAGACCCCAGUGCCCCAUCCAGAGGGGUCCGGACUAAAGAAGCAGUCCCAUCGGUGGCCCCAGCUAACGUCAGUGGAGGGAACGGCCGCAGGCAUGAACUGGUCACCUCCUGGGAGCCUGUGUCUGAGGAGUUCCAGAAUGGCGAGGGCUUUGGCUACAUCGUGGCAUUCCGAGCCAAUGGGACGCGAGGCUGGAAGGAAAAGAUGGUGACAUCAGCAGAUUCCACUACAUACAAGUACAGAGACGAGACCUUCCCUCCCCUCACCCCCUUCGAAGUGAAAGUGGGCGUGUACAACAACAAGGGAGAUGGACCCUUCAGUGGUGUGGUCACUGUGUACUCUGCAGAGGGCGAGCCCAGGGACGCCCCGUCUGAGGUGAAAGCUUCCAGCAUUUCCUCUAAGGAAAUUAAGGUCACUUGGAGACCGAUCAACCCUGGUCCUGGGAGACCACGGGGAUACGAGGUGAGCUACAGGAAGGACAGUGAGCAGGAGGAGUCAGGGAAGAAGAAGAAGACAGCCGGGAACGAGACGUCUAUGGUGCUGACAGGCCUGGAGGGGAACAGUGUGUACCUCAUCACAGUCAGAGGCUUCAACAGUAUCGGCCAGGGCCCUGCAUCAACCGCUAGCACCGCCAAGACCAAGAAAGACCCUCCAGUCCAGCCUCCAGCCAACCUCAUGUGGAUUCAGGAAGGAACUAACGUGUCUCUAAACUGGGAGCCAGUCAAGUCUAAAGACAACGAAUCAAAUGUCAUAGGAUACAAGGUGUUACUGAGCCAGGAGGGGCGUGUCCACCAUCAGGUGAUGAGGACGAUCAACCCCUCGGCUGUCCUCUCUCUCCCUGAGGGGGGCGCCUACAUCAUUGAGGUGCGGGCGGUGAGUGAGGGGGGAGAGGGAGCAACCAGCUCCCAAGUCAGAGUACUCACCUCUUCAGGUGUCCGAGCGAAGAGUGGCCAGUGUUCGGUUCACAGCCUGCUAUCGUGGGGCCUGACAUGGACUACUGCUCUGCUCCUCUCUGUUCCUCUGGUGCCUUCAGCUUCCUGGUGAGGCCUACACAGAGAGACCUCCUCCCUCACUCCUCCGUCCCGCCAUCCUCCUAUACAUGGAGGGACUGAACCUCUUCCAUCCCUCCCUUCCUCAGACUGUCUGUUUUCUCUGGCCUUACCCAUAAGCCAAUCAGGCCUGGGGCCUGCCGAGGACCUCCAUAUCUGACACCAACAAACCAAUGGAUGGUCAAAAAAUAACAUUCAUCUCUUUUAUUUAAGUAUACAUUUUUCGGGAGCUGAACUCAACAUUAUUUGUGAAAACAUGUUUUUUUUUGCACUUUUUUCCAAACAUCACUUGUGUUGUACUGUAGCUGUUGUGGAAAGACUUAGUUUAAUAAUGUAAUAUCUGCCCCAAAUGGCACCCUAUGCCCUAUAUAGUUCCCUAUGUGCCCUGGUCAAAAGUAGUGCCCUAUGUGCCUGGUCAAAAGUAGUGCACUAUAUAGUGCCCUAUGUGCCUGGUCAAAAGUAGUGCCCUAUAUAGUGCCCUAUGUGCCUGGUCAAAAGUAUUGCACUAUAUAGGGAAUAGGGUACCAUGGACCCUGGUCAAAAGUAGUGCACUAUAUAGGGAAUAGGGUACCAUGGACCCUGGUCAAAAGUAGUGCACUACGUAGGGAAUAGGGCGCCAUUUGGACCGCAUUUUACUUUAACUUUAUAGGGUUGUUUUCUGCCUGUCGACUGGUAUCUAACUGCUUCCAGAAGCCUGGUGACUGGUAUCUAACUGCUUCCAGAAGCCUGGUGACUGGUAUCUAACUGCUUCCAGAAGCCUGGUGACUGGUAUCUAACUGCUUCCAGACGGCCAAAGCCAUGAGGCUCUACAGAGUGUGAACAAUUCCCUGAAAGCUGCUGUUGAGGCAGUUCUCGCUGUCUGUAAGGCUGUAAAGCGGGAUCAGCCCGAUUCAUCCUGGCCUCUGCCUCCCUUCUCAUUAGUUAUCUGUAUCCAUGUAGUCCUUGGCUGCCUAACAAGCAGCAGCUCAGUAGAGAUCAGUGUUUUUUUAUUCAUAUAGAGUGAAGUGAAAGAAUAAACAUGUUUUAUAUUACCCGAGAAAUGUUACUACUUCCAGACUAGCUUUUUGUACAUUGUGUUACCAUUAGAAACAAAACUAAAAAGUGAGUGGUGUGUGUUUCAGCUAGGUCACGGUGUCUGUUUUUCUGAUAGCAAAGAUCAAUGCUUAUUAAUGUGUUGGACUGCUGAUGUAUCAGAGGUAAGGUGAGGCAGGUAUACCUGUACACCUGGACUCACCUGUAGUGCCCAAACACAUCUUUAGACAAAGACUUGACGAGUCUGUGGAGACUCAUGGUGUCAGUACAAAUAAAUGUGAUGUAUAUUUUUUAAA